Molecule: messenger RNA, 654 nt
Organism: Oryctolagus cuniculus (rabbit)
Lineage: Eukaryota; Metazoa; Chordata; Mammalia; Lagomorpha; Leporidae
Source: RefSeq, a predicted model, not a curated record
ACAGAAAUCAUUAUUUUAGCCACCAGGACACAGAAUGUGCUCGGUGAGAAAGGCCGGCGAAUCCGGGAACUGACUGUCGUGGUUCAGACGAGGUUUGGCUUCCCAGAGGGCAGCGUAGAGCUUUACGCUGAAAAGGUGGCCAUGAGGGGCCUAUGUGCCAUUGCCCAGGCAGAGUCUCUGCGUUACCAACUCCUAGGAGGGCUUGCUGUACGCAGGGCCUGCUAUGGUGUGCUGCGGUUCAUCAUGGAGAGCGGAGCUAAGGGCUGCGAGGUUGUGGUGUCUGGGAAGCUGCGAGGACAGAGGGCUCAGUCCAUGAAGUUUGUGGGCGGCCUGGUGAUCCACAGUGGGGACCCUGUUAACUACUAUUCUGACACCGCUGUGCGCCAUGUGCUGCUCAGACAGGGUGUGCUGGGCAUCAAGGUGAAGCUCAUGCUGCCCUGGGACCCAAGUCGUAAGAUUGGCCCCAAGAAGCCCCUGCCCGACCACGUGAGCAUGGUGGAACCCAAAGAUGAGAUCCUGCCCACCACCCCCAUCUCAGAGCAGAAGGGUGGGAAGCCAGAGCCGCCUGCCAUGCCCCAGCCAGUCCCCAGAGCAUAACAGGGUUUCCCUGGCAGCUGUAUGGAGUCUGGAUGUUACUUUAUAAAGAUCUUUAAU